CGCCAACUCAACAUCAUGGACCCAUCAUAUACCACUUACCAGCAGCAGGUGAUGAUGCAAGAAGAGCAAAGGAAGCAACAUCGCCAGCAGCAGCCGUUGAAUUCGAUGAGCAACAUGUAUAUGCAGCAGCAGCCGAUGCAUCGUUCCCAGCAGCAACAACACGUGGCAUACCCGAUGCAACAGCAACCUAUGAUGCUGUACCCAAACGAUGUGGCGCCGUUGGGAUCGUAUGACGUCGCACCGGUGGCGUCGCACCUCGGGAUGUCCGCCCCUCCGGUGUCCGCCGAGUAUGGGUACUAUGACUCCCAGACCCAAACCCCAUCGCAACGAAGCACCAAUAUCCCGUACGACGACUCGGCGGCUCCAGCAGUCAGUUCCGUCCAACAACAACAGCAACAAGGCGGGAAACGUCACGCCCCGCGCGCCGCGUUCCCCGACUACAAGACUCCGCCGCAGUUCCUCUAUGUCAAGGACAAGACGACCGGUGCAUCGUCGUCUGUCGCGAGCACGGAGACCCAGAUGCGCAACUUGCGCGUGGCCGAGGACGAUCCGUCGAUCAAAGCGGAACAUCCCCCGUCGUCGUCCCCAUCGCGUCAACCCCCAGUCGAGCUCGACAUGAACAUCCUGUCCAAGCUCCUGGGCACCGACCCUUCCCUGAUCACCCGCGACCAAGUGCGCAACAUCCUGUCCAACCCAGACCUGCUCAAUAUCUACAAGAAGCUGCUUGAAGAAGACCAGCGAAAGAAAAAGCGACUGGCGCGUAAUAGAGACCUAGCUGGCCAGCGACGGAAACGCAGCAAGGAGCUGGUCGAGACCUACGAAGCCGAAGUCAACCAGCUCGAGAACAUCCUUGCCAAGUCGUUAGCGCAUGAGUUUGGUCAAGGAGAUAUUCAAACGCUCUUGGAAGCUCUGGGAGGCGAACACAAACAAAGCAUUACGUUGACCAAAGAUGCCAAACAUCAACAAACGGCAUCGCUCCUCGCCCAACUCCUUCGUCAUGCGCUCGUGUUCCAAGACGCGAACGACGACAGCUGGAUGCUGGCGUUGGCUGCCUGCGAUGACCCAGAGUUUCUAUCUCUCAAACUAGAAGUGGGGCUCACAGACGCGCAGUGCCGGCAGCUGGCGCGCCUUGAGCCAGCCAUCCACGCCGAAGCCACCAAGGUGGCGCUAGUUGAGAAGGUCGUCGCUGCCUUGCACGCCCAAGAAUGGCUCCACUUUCCAAACUCCGAGAACUUGGUGGAUCUGUUUCGGGGGCCGCUGAACGACGCGCAGCUGCAAAAGUUUGUCCAGUGGACACGAGUAAACCACCGCGUGAUUCAUGUGCUGCAGGUGGCGAGGGAAGGGGCCGACGCCGCCGACAAGGACGACGACGCGCAUCUUGUGUUUGACUUUCCCGCAGAUAUGUAAUCAUAUAGCAUGGUGGAACUACAGUAACCUAGGACGGCAUGUGUGAACCAACAUCACUGUCGUCAUUGCGUUCUGGCGUUGCAAUAGAUGAG
Molecule: messenger RNA, 1499 nt
Organism: Aphanomyces astaci
Lineage: Eukaryota; Oomycota; Saprolegniomycetes; Saprolegniales; Verrucalvaceae
Exons: 5
Coding region: 16-1407 (463 amino acids)
Source: RefSeq, a predicted model, not a curated record